UCCUUGGGACAGGGGCAAGAGCCACAUCACCUACUGUAGCUCCUGGCUGUCUGCACAGCCCAGCUGCUUUAGAGAGGCUCUGUCAAAAUUUCUGGAGGAAAGCCGCCUAGAGGUGCUCUGCCAGCACAAAGCUGCCAGUGUGGCAUUGCUGCAGCACACUCACAGGCUUUGUGUCUCAACACCGUGCCAUGGCGACAUUGCUCUCAGACUUUGCUGUCAGAGGUUUUGUUUUCUCAUGAGUGGCUGACCUUUGCACUGUGGUGUUUCUCAGUGAGCAGCUGCCCCAGAGCCCUGCAGGGCAAGCAGCGGGUGAUGCGCAGUGAGCUCGGAGGAUGGGCAUGGCGGGUCAUCGCGGGACAACGCGGCUUCUUCCCGUUGUCCUCCUUUUCCUUCAGAUGAGGCAGACAGAUGGGAACCAGUGCAGUUCAAAUCCUUGUCACUAUGGUGGCCACUGUAAAGAUGGAAUUGGUUCCUACACUUGCACGUGCUUGGAUGGUUAUCAAGGCAGGAACUGUGAAUUUGUCAUACCAAAGUUCUGCAGGAUAAACAACGGGGACUGUGAGCAGUUCUGCAGCGUCCGCAGAGAUGGGCGGAAGGAUGUGUUGUGUUCCUGUGCAGAUGGGUACCUUCUGGCAGAGGAUGGCAGACACUGUGUUGCAACAGUAAAAUACCCUUGUGGCAAAAUUGCUGUGGUAAGGAAAAAAAGGUCUGUUCUUUCACCCACUGACCAUAGCAGUGGAAUGAGUGAUCAAGAAGACCCUGCUGCAAACGAAACGAGCACAGAGGAGGACUUUGCAAUUACCACAGAAAGCCCAACGCCUCCACCUGACAACAGAACCAGCAGCAAGACUCCGUAUGUCGAUACCAGGAUAGUUGGUGGGGAUGAGUGUCUUCCUGGCCAGUGCCCAUGGCAGGCUGUUCUCUUAAAUGAGGAAGGAGAAGAGUUUUGUGGUGGAACUAUUCUGAAUGAAAAUUUUGUACUUACUGCAGCUCAUUGCAUAAACCAAUCCAAAGAAAUCAAAGUUGUUGUUGGUGAAGUGGACAGAGAGAAGAAAGAGCAGUCUGAAUCAAUGCACACUGUGGACAAAAUAUUUGUUCAUUCCAAAUUUGAUGCUGAGACAUAUGAUAAUGACAUUGCUUUAUUAAAGCUGAAGGAACCUAUCAGGUUUUCAGAGUAUGUCAUCGCAGCAUGUCUCCCCAAAGCGGACUUUGCUAAUGAAGUUCUGAUGAACCAGAAAUCUGGGAGGGUUAGUGGCUUUGGGCGGGAAUUUGAAGGUGGGCGAACAUCGAAAAAACUAAAGGUGCUCGAGGUCCCCUAUGUUAAUAGGAACACUUGCAAACAAUCCACUAACUUAGCCAUUACUGAGAACAUGUUCUGUGCUGGUUAUGACACAGAGGAAAAAGAUGCUUGCCAAGGAGACAGUGGUGGCCCCCAUGUGACCAGAUAUAAGGAUACUUAUUUUGUUACUGGAAUAGUUAGCUGGGGCGAAGGAUGUGCAAGGAAAGGCAAAUAUGGUGUCUAUACCAAACUGUCCCGGUUCUUGCGCUGGGUAACAACAAUCAUGAAUUUGUAGUGGUGUGCUGUGUCCCUUGAUCCUCCUUGUUAGCUGCCAAGGUGCAGGAUUGGAAAUGGAAACUUUCUUUUCCUGCAUAUCUGCUAAGCUGGUUUUGAGAUCUGAUUCCUUAAAGUUACAAUUGCUUCCAUUCAUAUUAUUCCUGGCUUUAAAGCACCCCUCUGUGGACUGUGAAGGUCUUUGGAAUUGGUUGAAUGAGGGAAUUUCCCCAAGCAAAAAGGCUGCUGAGUGGGGGCUUUGGCUUCUUUUAUUGAUCAAUGGCCAUUUUGGUUCCUAUGUGUUGUCACAAGCGCUCCAAGCAGAGGCUCCUAAACAUGUUCUGAGCAGUCACUAGUCAUGAUGAAAGCAGGAAGGAUGGGAGUCACUUAAUCCUCAUAUUGCAGCCAUCUGGCUCAGCAGGGAGU
Molecule: messenger RNA, 1978 nt
Organism: Onychostruthus taczanowskii (white-rumped snowfinch)
Lineage: Eukaryota; Metazoa; Chordata; Aves; Passeriformes; Passeridae
Product: coagulation factor X-like
Exons: 6
Coding region: 333-1574 (413 amino acids)
Biological process (GO): blood coagulation; proteolysis
Molecular function (GO): serine-type endopeptidase activity; calcium ion binding
Source: RefSeq, a predicted model, not a curated record